GAGACAGCUGACUGCGAGAAGCUCAGGGACCUGAGAGUGCCAUGGACUUUCUGCAGAGACAUCUCCCCCGGGUCUACCAGGCCGUGCAGAGUGCGCUGGUCUAUCUGACCAAUGUUACUGCACAGGUCUUUGGGGCUCCUCCAAAUGCACCGCAGCCCAGGAAUGCCAAGGCUCAUGUGCCAAUCAAGACCCCUCUUCAGUCGGCAACACCACAAGAAACCUCUGGCGCACAGGUGACGGACCAGACGACCUCCCCUCCACACAUCUGUUCAGAUGACAGCAUCGUGGGGGCGACAGGGCAGAAUGGGGAGAAACUUGGGAUCCCGCUGGGUAAUGCUGAGAAUCAAAGACAGGAGACAGCUGUCCGACACCAGAAGGGUUGUUCUGGGGGGAGACUCGAUCUGGAGCAUAAAAUCAGCGAGGACAAAUAUAUGCUCAGUGAUCUCCAUGCUACAAUGGAACAGCACGAAGACCUAGAAAACACAGCUCACAGCUAUAAGGAAGAAGUAAUGGAUGACCUAAAGCAAAUGGAAUCAGAAGACAUAAAACACUCAUCACAAAGGGUCACAAGUCCCACUCACCAUGCAGAAGGGUAUCCACUAUUCAAUCUAGAUAUAAAUAAGGAAAAUCAAGGCUCUUUGACCUAUCAAGAACACAUAAUCUUCCAGCAUGAGAAAAACCAUGAAGACAGUGAACAUAUGGCAGAUCCAUAUUCCAACAGCACUCAAGAAAUAGAAAAUAUAUGUCCUCAGCCGAAUGCUUUGAAUGUCCUUACAGGUGAAGUUGACAAAGAGCAGUCUGUUACAUAUGAAGAGAGGUCAGAAGAACGAGAAGAAGCCAUAAGUCAUAUGAAUGUCACAUCACAAAGCCAAGAAUUGGCUGAUGAUGGACAGGUCUCUGAGUUAUCAAUGGACAUAAAUGCUUCUCCAGUCACAGUGGAUUAUGAUAAUGAGUUAAAUGUGUCUGACAUCAAUUAUCCUGAGCAACAUAAGAAGUUGGUUACACCAGCAAAUGAAGCAGACGCCUCUCCUUAUGAAGCAAGGAAGACCUGGGAAGAUCUACAGGAGACAGCGAUUCGUCUGGCUCUUCAGUGCGAUUUAGUUGAAAAGGACAGCCAAGAAUGUGAAAAGCUUGAAUAUGUUACAGAAAUGACAGAAUCCGUCCAUGUGGGUCAACUGCAUUUAAAUUUGACAAAUGAUCAAGGAUACUCCAGAGAAGAUCUAGUGAAUAUGUCAUUGUUGCAGGACCUACGAGAAGUGAAAGGACCUGGCAUAGAAGAAGGACCCAUGACAGAACAAUUUUUAUUAUCUGAGCAUAGGUCAUCUGGAGAGCAUUGCUCUGGGCAGGAGCACCUGGAUCUGCUGAUGGAAGAUGAACAGAUGCAAACGAAACCAUCCACUGAAGAACAAGCACAUGAGGAGAGCAAUUUUCCGAUAAAUGGAGCAGAGGGAAAUAUACAGUGUACUAAACAAGAGAGUUCUCCCAAUUUUUCAAAAAUUGAAAAAACAAAGAGAAGAGUGCAUUUCUCUCCAAGUACAGAGAAUUUAAUAAAAAAGUUAGAUUAUCCAUCAACAGACACAGCUUUGUUAAAAGCUGACUAUAAGCUAGAGGGGGCUUUGCAACAAACCAAUGAAUACAUUGGACACCAAACAAUCUCGCAUUCAAUCAUAGAUUCAAGCCAGUCACUGAACAAGAAAGGAGAUGAUGACUAUCUUGAAGACAACAAUUGCAUCCAAGAUAAUGAACCAUCGAUAUGUGAUCCAAUGAGUGCAGAAAGAGAGAAUCCGUUGCAGAUAGUCAGCACGGUGUGGUAUGAUGAAGCUGAAGUUAAAACAGAAGGAGAUGACGGACUGUGUGAAUCCCUUGUAGACAUUGUCUACCAGAAUGAGUUUGUGAAUUGCCAAGUUGAGGAGACAUUCAUGUCAGUAACUGAAAGGUCACUGGAAAGUCAUUCAUAUGAUCUUUCUUCUUGUGAGGAAACAAAUGAAAAUAAAAACGAGCCAGCCAAUAACACAGAUGCCUCUAUAAGGGAUUUUGGGGUAACAGAACUCUCUGUGGAAAAUGUAAAUAAAUCAUGUAAUUUCCCUGCAGAAAUUAGUCAUUCGGAAGACGUUUUUCUAUUGGCAUCACAUCAAACAGCAGAUGCUUGGAUUUCAAAUGAAUCAGAUUACUCAUUAGAGAAAGAGAACAGUAAUUCAGAUCACUAUGGCCUGGAAGUGUCAGAUUUUUCAGAUUAUAGCACCAGUAUAAAUAUAGAAGAUAUGGGUCUUUCAAUUGACAAUACAGAAAUAAAGGUGGAUUAUUCACCACUAGAAGCUAUGACAGAACCACUGAUACAGAAGGUCCAUAAAGAAGAUACCCACGCUGAGGGUAUCGUUAUUAACGAGGAGCUGCUGAGAACUUGCAAUGACUUAUCUCAGGAGGACUGUGGAUCAUUUGGGGAAAAUAAAGAUAUAGAUGGAUCAGCAACAGCUCAGUUAAGGUCAUAUGGAAAUGUAGAUAAUUUUCAGACUGAACCAUAUGGCGCAGGAGAAAGUCCACUUGGAAUGUUUUCAUCAGAAGCAGAAGAAGAUCUCCUGAAGUCUCUUCAAGAGGAUGACAAAUUCAAAAAUUUUCAAUUUCAUGAAAAUGGGUCACUGGGACAGCAAGUGUCCCUAGAUAGCAAUGACAACCAUGAAGAAUCUCAUCAAAGAAUUUAUGAGUCGCUAAAAGAGCCAUCAACCGAGGAGACAGAUACAUCAAUCAUUGAGAAAGCAGAAGACCUAGCAUCAGAAGAAAUCAGUGAAGACUUAAGUGAAUUCAAUGUUCCAGCUGUGAGUGAUUCUGAGAUGGUAACCUACACCUGUGAAGGGGAGGAACAGUUACAUUAUUUACCAGAAGACACGAAUGGAAACCAAAAUCUUUUCAGUUGCCAUGAAGAGAAUUUAAAACCAGAGACCAGCAUAUCACAUGAAGAUGGAAGAGAAAUAGAGAAUGGACACUUAGAAGAACGAUCUGUUAUUGCAACAGAGGCAUCCCAGGAAGUUGAGCACCAGGACUUUUUAGAAGAUUACAAAGCUAACUAUCAGAAUGAUACUCAAGAUACUUGCAAUAAGGACAAUAAAGACCAUUCAGAAAUAUGUGAGGAAUCACUUGGAGAAUUAGACCAAUUAUCCUACAAAGAGUCUGAAAUAGAAGACCUCUCUAUGGAUGAUCAAGUGGUUGAUCAUCAGAUAGACGUAUAUCACACAGACAUAGAUAAGAAAGUUGACGACUCCGAUGGAGAGAAUUUAAAACCAGAGACCAGCAUAUCACAUGAAGAUGGAAGAGAAAUAGAGAAUGGACACUUAGAAGAACGAUCUGUUAUUGCAACAGAGGCAUCCCAGGAAGUUGAGCAAAAGGACUUUUUAGAAGAUUACAAAGCUAACUAUCAGAAUGAUACUCAAGAUACUUGCAAUAAGGACAAUAAAGACCAUUCAGAAAUAUGUGAGGAAUCACUUGGAGAAUUAGACCAAUUAUCCUACAAAGAGUCUGAAAUAGAAGACCUCUCUAUGGAUGAUCAAGUGGUUGAUCAUCAGAUAGACGUAUAUCACACAGACAUAGAUAAGAAAGUUGACGACUCCGAUGGAGACCUGUCAGCUAAAGUCAAAGAGAUGGAAAUUGUAUCAGGGGAUGAAUCUAUUAGCACAAGUCGUACUUGUGAUCCACAAGCUGCUACAGGAUCAGACAGUGGAUCAGAAGUAUUCGGUAGAUCUCAAGAUGUGCAAUUAAAUAACUCAGAGCAGAGCGCAACUAAAAUAAUGGGGGAACUAGAUGUUGGAUCAGAACAUCAGAGCAAGCAAGAUACAAAGUCAGGAGGAAGUCAUCAUGAGGUUACUAAUUUGGAUGUUUCAUUUAUUACAAAAGUCGAUUUAGAAAAUGUCCCGGGAGCUGCACUGGGUUCAGAUAUUGAGACUGAUGAAGUCUCUGAAUGCGAGGUACCAUUAGAUUUGUUGUCAGAAAUUCAGUGUGUGCCUAUCUCAGAUCACACUGUAUGCAAGGACCCCUCAAUGAUUAAAAAUUUGGAUCCCCCAGGAGAAAAUCAAUUAGCUGUUACUCUAGAUGUGCCAUUGGGUGGAUACUCUGAAGACCAACAUGCAGGUAUCACCAAUGAGGUGGAUAUUGCCUCUGAAUCUGGAUUUCUUGCUAAAGGCCAUACUGAAAACAUUGAAGAUAUAUUGGGAAAUGCGUCAGAUACAAAUUCUAUAGCCGUAGAAAUCUCUGAAUCACUGGGGGUACUUGAUCUGUUAUCAGAAACUGAGUCUUUGACUACAACAAGUCAUCCAGCAAUUAACCUAGAUGAGCUAGGUGAAGGAGUAAAAGAUGAAAUAGACAUAUUAGAAGGGACUGAUCCCUGUCACAAAACUGUUCAUUCCACAGAAGCAGAUGGAGCAGAUCUCUUGCUAGAGAUAGCCAUAGCAGGUGAACUGGUGGACACUGAGGAGAAUGCUCAGGCUGUCUCUCAUUUAGAGGAACUUGGAUCUAGCCUUGAGCCCCAUGAAGAAUAUGAGGAUAAAGUCAAACAACAUGAUUCUUCAUCUACGACUGUGAUGACUGAGACUCCCGUAGAGGAAGAUAACAUUGAGUUAGGUGUCAUUAGUUCCUCCAAAGAGAAGGAGAUUGUUAUAAAAGAUCAUUUUGGAUCAGAGGACACAGAGCAGUCAGAAAUCAAAUCCUUUACAGAAUUUGAUCUUUUAUCAGAAAUCCAAACUGUGAUUACAACAAGUUAUCCAGCAGAAGUUGCAAGAAGUGUGCAACCUGAGUCCGAUGAAAUAAUGGAAGCUGAAGUGGACAUAUUAAAAAGGGCGGAACCCUAUCAGACAAUGGUUCAUUCUUCAAAUGGCGAUAAAGAUAAUAUCUUAUCAGUGGUUACCAUGUCAGAUGUCCCUAUGGACGCUGGGGAGACUGCUCAGGCAAUGUCUCAUUCAGAGGAACUUGGAUCCAGUCUUGGGCUUCAUCAAGAAUUUGAGGACAAAGUACAACAUGACUCUUCAUCUGCAAAUGUGGUCACUGAAACUUAUGUUGAGGAAUCCAACUUUGGUUUGGGUACCAUCAACACCAUAAAAGACAUUGCAAUUGUUAUUACAACAAAUUUAUUUGAGUCAGAGAAUAAAGAACAAUCAGAGAUUAAAUUAUUACCAGAAGUGGAUGAUAUCCGUCCAGAGAUGAAAGAGAAAGCGGAGCAGCAGGAAUCCACUAGUCACAAAACCUUUCUCAUACACUCAGAUCAAACUGAGCAAGGAAUCACUGGACCUAGCAUGAGAGAGGAGCAUCUGCAAAUGAUACAGCCAUCAUCUCAUACAGAGAUCAGCGAAGAUCAAGAGAGACCUCUAGUGGCUCAGAAGGAAAUUAUAGAUGAUCCAGCUAUGCAAGAAGAGGAUGAUAUGGAUGGAGAUAUGCUCCCUCACAAUAUGCUGGAUGUAAGCGCACAGAGGAGCCGAGUGCAGCUGAGAAGAAAGACCUCCAUUCGCCGGCGGCAGGGACAGCCCCAGGUUGUGCCUGAGCUUGAGCCGGCCGUGCCACCAAGGCCAAGCUUCAGACCGCUCUCAAUGGGAGUGUCGAUGUUUCCUCCAGGGGCAUUGCCAAUAUUUUCACCGACUCCAACCAAGACGCCACAUGCUACAGAGGAACAUGUGGAAGAGAAGCCGGCUACUGAGGACCUCACUGUGAAGCCAAAGAAAGUGAUACCAAAGCAUGCUGGUUUCGGGAUGCCGAGUCCCCAGAUGAUGCAGGAGUUACAGGCACGUCUCAAGAAGAAGAAACCAAAGGAGUGAGCGGAGGGGAGGACGCUGGAUCCAGAGUGUGAAUGGGGAAUGUUUGUGUAAAUAAGAAAUAAUAAAGAUUGACUGUAUAAAUGA
Messenger RNA from Pseudophryne corroboree (corroboree frog), 5876 nucleotides. It is a transcript of the gene APOBR, whose product is annotated as apolipoprotein B receptor. The transcript has 6 exons. The coding region runs from base 42 to 5792 and encodes 1916 amino acids. The record is from RefSeq and is a predicted model, not a curated record. NCBI's taxonomy places the organism in Eukaryota, Metazoa, Chordata, Amphibia, Anura, Myobatrachidae.